Labrus mixtus (cuckoo wrasse) is the source of this 2637-nucleotide messenger RNA. It is a transcript of the gene p2rx5, whose product is annotated as purinergic receptor P2X, ligand-gated ion channel, 5. The transcript is spliced from 12 exons. Gene Ontology annotation, molecular function: extracellularly ATP-gated monoatomic cation channel activity; purinergic nucleotide receptor activity. NCBI's taxonomy places the organism in Eukaryota, Metazoa, Chordata, Actinopteri, Labriformes, Labridae. The record is from RefSeq and is a predicted model, not a curated record. Gene Ontology annotation, biological process: monoatomic cation transmembrane transport; response to ATP. The coding region runs from base 100 to 1464 and encodes 454 amino acids. Gene Ontology annotation, cellular component: plasma membrane; nuclear inner membrane.
CCCUGUCCCUGUCUGUGUCUGUGUGGGUCUGCCUGCCUGACAGUGAAGCAGUGGAUCAUAUGAGCUGCGAGCUGCUGAGCGCCUCAUCGUGCAGGAGACAUGGCAGGCUGGGGAGUCUUCUUCGUUUCUCUCCUCAACUACAAGACGGAGAAAUAUGUCAUCGCCGAAAACAGGAAGAUCGGGAUAUUAUUCAGACUGUAUCAGCUGGCGGUGCUGGGAUACAUAAUCGGGUGGGUGUUUUUGAUGAGGAAAGGUUACCAGGAGAGAGAGGAGGGCAUCCAGACCUCUGUCAUCACCAAGCUUAAAGGUGUCACACUGACCAACAGCUCAGAGACGGGCGUUCAGCUGUGGAACUCGGAGGAUUACGUCAUACCCCCUAGUGGGGAGCAGGUGAUCUUCGUCGUAACAAAUUACAUAGAGACGCCCAAUCAGAGGCUGGGAUUCUGUGCAGAGAGUAAUAAGGUUCCAGAUGGGCGGUGUCAGAGUGACGAUGACUGCCCAGAGGGGGAGUCAGUGAUAGCUGGCCAUGGAAUCAAGACCGGCGUGUGUCUGAACAGCACUGGGACCUGCGAGAUCCACGCCUGGUGUCCUGUUGAAUAUGGCGAGAGACCCACAGAGCCCUUACUAAGUGCGGCGGAGAACUUCACCAUCUACAUCAAGAACUUCAUCAGGUUUCCGAAGUUCGAAUUCUCAAAGUCCAACGUCCUCGAAACGUCCGAUGACGGCUACCUGAAAAGAUGCUCCUACGACAGAGUACACAAUCCUUACUGCCCCAUCUUCCGCCUCGGAGAGCUAGUCGGUUGGACGGGAUACGACUUCCAGGACAUGGCUGCUAAGGGGGGGUCCGUUGGGGUCCUCAUUGAGUGGGACUGUGACCUGGAUAAAGACUCCUCACAUUGUAAUCCAGAGUAUAGCUUCACUCGUCUGGACAUGAAUCUGAACAACUCGGUCACACCAGGGUACAACUUCAGGUACGCCAGGUACUACAAGCAUCAGAGCGGUGAAAGCUAUCGUGAUUUAUACAAGGUCUACGGGAUCCGCUUUGAUAUCAUGAUCAAUGGGAAGGCUGGAAGAUUCAAUAUUAUUCCCACAAUCAUCGCCAUCGGGUCGGGUGUUGCUCUGCUGGGUCUCGGAGCCUUUGUGUGCGAUAUGAUUCUACUCUACAUGAUGAACACAAGCUCCUUCUACCGCGAGAGCAAGUUUGAAGUCAUCGACUUCAACAAGAAGACCAAAACAAAGGAAGGGAAGACGAGACACCAAGAAAGGAAAUCCAGGAAAAAGGCUGCAGAGAAAGAAAACUCCGUCAAAAAUGCGGAUGAGACGUCUCCAGCUGCAGAGAACCAGCAGCCUGUGGACACACGCGGCCCAACCAUUCCACGCAACACAGGACAGCGAUACUCUGGCAUGGUCUCUCUGCAGGGACCAGAGCCAAGGCAUCACAUCACCAUCUCUUCAGAAGCUUAAUCUGCAGGCCGAGCGACAGCAAUCCCCUGCAGAGGAGCGUCCCUGCACGACUCGUCUGCAAGCCACUAUUUCAGUGACGCUUGUUCUGACUGAAGAUACGUUGGUCCAAGAUAAAGGUUUAAUGUUUGACUCUGAGGGCCGGGAGGCGGACGGACGAACUCAAAAGGUGGAUUUCAGUGGCAGGGUGGGGAUCCAGAGGCGGGACUUUGUGGGAGAUUACACCUGGUCCAUAUAUUAUGUUGUGAUAAUGUCGGUGCAAUCAGCAAAAAAACAUAAAAAAGAAGUAUCAAAGCAAAUCACCAAAUUUAUACUGAAUACUGAUUUACAAAAGCAAAGAAUGAACGGCGUCAAGAAUCAGAUGUUUGAGCUUUAAAGGCUGUUGAUCAGACUCAUGAAGCUUCCUGUCCAGAUCCAGUGACAUAUUAUGGGCUUUAGUUUGACAUAUUAAUCAUGAGAUGACUUUGCACAUCCUUUCAUGAGACACCGUAAAAUAAUCACAAUCAGAGUUGAAUCAAGACUCUUACAACCCGACUGAUUUGUUGUGUUUGCAACAUUUAAGCCUGAAGCGUUAGAGAAUAUUUACUGGCCGUUAGACGGUGUGCACGAGUCUUUUUCAACUCAACAGUUAUUCCUAUCACUGCAAAGAAAUGAUGAUUGAAUUAGGGAAAUGGACUGUAAUUGCUGCCCUUCUCAUUGUGGCUCAUUAUCAGCUUGGAUCUAAAACUUAAGAUGUCUUAGAUCGAGUCAAAAUAAACAUGAACAAAUCGACAAAUUGUCACCAGAGGAUUUAUUCUGCGAGCAUGAAUACGAGAUGAAAAUGUAUUUAAAAUCUGAUCUUUGAAUCAACAUGAGAGGAGAAGUGUGGACGGUCUUAACUGCUAUCUGUACCCGUGUGUUGAGCUUAAACACUGUGAAUGUUUCCUGCUGUAUUCUGGGUGAGUUGAAGAUGAAGACAAAGCCCGUUGUUUUCACAGAUUGACUUCAGCUGUGACUCCGUGUUGUGUCGUCAUGAUGUGUAAACUGUGAGUGGACAGCUGAUAUUUGAUGAGUUGUGCAACAUGCUUGUGUUAGUUAUAGGUCUGUCAAACGAUAACAUUUAAGUCACGAUUAUUCACAUUAUUAUUAAGCAUUUUAUUUUGAAUGUUUGUCCUGUCUUAAGCUGAAAGAACUUUA